Molecule: messenger RNA, 4815 nt
Organism: Synchytrium microbalum
Lineage: Eukaryota; Fungi; Chytridiomycota; Chytridiomycetes; Synchytriales; Synchytriaceae
Exons: 34
Coding region: 1-4815 (1604 amino acids)
Source: RefSeq, a predicted model, not a curated record
AUGCCUAUGGUGUCGGGCGAUGCUCCCAUGUCUCCUGGCCGGCUCUCGCCAACGAAAACCUCCUUCUUUACUCCAUUGCCAAUAAUUGGACAACAGAAAGCAACCAACAGAGCAUCCAGACAGAAACUUUUAGGAGUCGACUGUGUUGAUGCUGUAAUGUUUGAUCAAUGGCAGCCUGGAAAGGACUAUGUCAAGACUCUGGUGGGUACUGCUUUCACAGUGGAUUUCUCUAAAAUGACAACGUUAAGCACUGGUACUACAUGGAGCAUUCCUGUAACCUUCAGUCCGUUGAAACACGAACGUCACCACGACACUCUCGAGUUUUCGACUCCAUAUGGACCGUUUACCGUAGAUCUAGCUGGGAACUUGCCACAACACAAGCUGGUUUUCACAGAAAAGCUGGAUUUCGGAUACUCGCCAGUUCGCGCGACGAGCAUGAAAUCAAUCCAAUUAUCAAAUCUUGGACCACUACCAUCAUAUUUCGUAUGGAAUGAAGGUGUCAAUUCGCCGUUUACAGUGCUGUCGCCAAAGAAUGGAACUCUUGCGCCAGGAGAAAGUGUUAAUGUAGUCGUUCAAUUUUGUCCACAGGAUGCGUCUGUCUGUGAAUCGAAUCUAGUCUGUUGCUUCGGUGAUCGUGACAGAUGGGACGAAGAAAGAGUGACGCGACAACUCAGAGCUACGGGAGUUGGCAAGUACUCGUAUGUACGCUUCCGGCAUAAUGUCAAGAAGGUGGAAUUUGGUGAUGCGUUGGUUCCAGCAUCGUUUACGGUGACGCCUAAGGAAAUUGGAUCCUCGCCAUCUGCAUUUUCAGUAUACCCAUCGCAAGGCGUUAUUGGUCCUCGCAGUUCUGCCAAACUGAAGCUCAUAUUUGCUCCAAACAUUGUCUUUCCAAUCUCUGCAGAGUCUUUCAACAUCGAUAUUCCCUCUGGUACCAGUCUUCAGUUAACAUGCACUGGAGAAGCAGUUGCAUCCAAAGUGGCUCUAAGUACAACGGCCCUGAGUUUUGGUGAAGUGCCAUCCGCAUACACAGUAUCCAAAUCUGUCAUGCUGAAGAACUUGUCUUCUGAACGUGUGGCAUAUCAGUUCACGCUGGACGGAACUGGCGUAUUCAAAGCAGACAAGACGUUGGGCACUUUGGAGCCUCGUCGAUCUGCAACAAUCACAUUCACAUUUUCAGCCAACGAGCCGUUCAAUUACUAUCGCAGAAUCUAUUGUCUGUUAGAGCAUCAUGAUGCUUUGACUCUGGAUUUGUUAGCUACAUGCUUCACAGACCAAGUCAAGCCAAUCUGCAUAACAGCACAGCAUUUAGAUGCCUUCCAUAGGCGAAUAUCGAAUGGGCUUUGGAUGUAUCAUCCUGAUGAGCUACAAGAGAUGUUACAACUAGAGGUCAUCCAAUUCACAAGAAAUCAUUUGUCGUAUGUCGUGAUUCCUCGAGACUUGGACUUUGGAAUACAUUCAGAUGCGCCCUGUGAAGGAUCUGAGAUGCUGAGUGAAUUUUAUAACGAGACAUUACUGGGAGCUCGUCUAGCUGGAGUCUCAGAGUCAUCAGUCAAUUUUGGGUCAUCGUUUGCAAAAGGAUUUGUGACGCAGAAGACUAUUCGUGUGUCAAACAACACCAAAGGACAAGUGGCGGGACUGUGGUCGGUUCCUUCUAGUGGAUUUACUAUUGAGCCCAAAACGUUUGACUUGAAAGCACAAGAUAUUGCUGAUUUCAAAGUCUUCUUUGAUCCUGGACAAAGUCGAAAUGAACUCUUUACAGGAGAGCUGGAAGCGUUUAUGACUUUUGCAGGUGCUAAAACUGUAGAUGAACGGACACUCACACCGUCUUGGUGUUUGAAAGUUGCCGUCACUGGAAACUCAUUGACUACUGAUGCGCCUCCUGGAGCAAUCGACGUUUCUCAACCCACGCUACAAUUCCCAGGCAGUCACGUCGAACGGUCCUUGUAUUCGACCAUCAAAGUGUUUAAUCCUUCAGCACAGCCAGUCAAGUUUGCAGUUGAAGAUAUUGGCAGUGCAGCUGUUACAUCAUCAUUGGGAUCUGUCUUGUCAGUGAGGCCAAGGCAUUGUACUUUGAAUAGUCUUGAGCAUCGCUUGAUUGUUGCUCGGUUUGUGCCAGCUGAUCCACUGCCAUACUCGCAUCAGCUACAGUGUCUGGUUAAUGAUAAGCCGGUGGAGAAUCAAGUCUUGCAACUUGGCGGAACUGGUCAUUUCGCAAAGGUUUCUUUGAGCACAGGAACUAGUCUUAGCUUUAGACCAACAUUGUUGGGUACUACUGCUGUUCAACAAAUCACGAUACAGAAUUUGUCACAGAUAUCUGUUGAUUUCAAGUGGUUACAACCAACGGAUGUGUGCACAUUUUUCUCUGUCGAACCAGCAUUUGGACUAUUAGUGCCGAAUGGGUCCCAAGUCCUCAAAUGCACGUUCAACCCAACAGCUGUUCGCGGCUAUAAUGUAACUCUGGCAUGCCAAUUUGGUCAUCAUCUCUCAGAACAACCACCAUGGCCCGAUCAUCCUCAAAACUUUGUAAACACUUUGACUCUGGAUGUCAAGGGCCAAGGAUCUAUUGGCAAAGUGGUUGCUGAACCUAAAUUGAUUGAUUUUGGGCCUGUGCUUCUUGGACAAGCUGCAGAGCGAGAAGUCCGAAUCUUUAAUCCUACCGAAUGUGACAUUUUGUUUGAUUUGAAUGUUGUUCGUGUUGGAGGUGGUAGUGAUGACGCCAAAUUUGAUGUGACUACCUCAUCAGAUAUGUUGUAUGCUCGGGCUUAUAGCACUAUCCGGAUUCGAGUGGAGCCAAGCAAGUGUGUCGAGUCCAAGUUCCGUGUGCUGUAUCAAGUCAGAGGAUUUAGCAAGAAAAACAAGCCUGAAGCUGCAAAGCUCUUAAAAUUGUUUGAUGUAAACGUUCAAGGAGUUCGACCUGUAACUCAAGUAAUGGAUGUUCGCAGCUCUGAUAUGAGCAAGAGUGCUCUGUGGAGGAUGUUUAGUAUUGAACAGUUCAAUACUGGCGUUGAAACUGGGCUUUCGGAUUCACAGGAAGAAGAAUCCGAUGAUUCUCAAGUCGUUUUCGAUUUUGGAGCUGCAUCGUUUGAGUCGGUGCCAACUGUUGUAUCUAUGAGGAUGGUCAACCCAGGUGUCGUGCCAGUACACUGGGCGUUCGACCUGCCGAAUCACAUGGAUGUUCAACCAGAGACAUGGAUUGAGGUUGCAGAUCAGACCGAAGAGGAAGCACAACAGACUUUUGUUGUUGACCAUGAGUUAUUUGAAAUCUCUCCAAGGAAUGGAACACUAGCUCCUAAUGAGGAGAUCAUUGUCCACUUUGCCUAUUACCAUCGUGAGCGAGGGUCGCAUCACUUACCGUGUAUCUUCCGUCUUUCGAGUAAUGGCAACACAAGCGGUCAAACUCUCAUCGUCACUGUGACGGGCAACACUGUUGAUCCAGUUCAAAAAUACGCACACCUCACAUCAUCAACAUUCCAUCUUCGAUCUGUUGCUGUGAAUUCUAUGAGACCUCCAGUACAGAUUUUUGAAAUACCUAACUUUGGUCUUGUAUCAUGGCAGUAUGAGAUUAGUGAGGCAGUGUUUAAACAGAUACGUGAGCAAAACCAUGGAUUUGAAGUGCUCUCGUGCUUGCAACCUAAAGGUUGUGUCAAUCCUGGAGAUUCUGCGUGGAUACCGUUUAUAUUCCGUCCUGCUGAAACUAAGACUUAUUUGAUUGAGAUACCAAUCAAGAUUGAUGAUGGCGCCACUAGAAUGGUUACAUUUCAAGGUCGUGGCAUUGCUCAAUAUACGCAAUCUGAGGACUUCAAACGUGUGAGUCGGACUGAACAUGGAGACAAAAUACCGACUACACGAUCCAUUGAGUUCGAAAAUCAAUUGGCUGUAUUGUCUGUUGACCGAGUCAACUUCGGACAUGCACCGCUUGGAGCACUGCUAAGACAAGUGGCUGUCAUUCAGAGUCAGCCUGGUCAAAGAUUGCCGCUUCGAUUCCUUUGGCAGAUUCCACCGAUGAGUGGUCUUGAAUCUUUGGCCGUGACGCCCAUGACGGGAAUACUAGAACCAGGACAAAGUGUUGUUUGCAAGAUGGUUAUGACUUUGGAUCAGCAGCCAAGAAUCUUGGAUAUUGAUUUGGUUUGCCUUCUCUUCCAUGAUCAAGACAGGAUGUCUGCUGAAGCUAUAUCACAAACGUCAAUUGACCGAACAUCUUUCAUCGGCAAUCGAGAAUUCGCUAUGAAAGGGUCUCGUGUGGAUUUGAGGACCAUCAAGUAUCGUCCACUGCCUCCUAUAAACAGUAGCAAUGUGGACCCAGACUCGUAUGAUGAGCCGCUUAGCGAUGAAAGGAAUCGUGGAUUGAUAUCAACGCCUGUCUGUAAGAUGUAUCUGGGACUGGCGGUGCAUUCUCACUGUGCAGAGGAAUUCAAGAGUCUGUAUACUGGAUUUGAGGAGUGCUUCUUUGAGCCGAUACAAGCUCGGCCUACCAACCUGACCAAAGCACCAUCUUCAUCGACCAAGACUGUCUUUACAUCCAUGGUUGAUCAGAUGAUGGAUGAUAUUAUGCAAGAACUUGAUAGUGAAGGCCUUGCAGAGUCUUUGGUGCAUGAACCAGAUCCACCAUACUUUGCCCAGUUGACUUCAGUUCCUUCAAAUGGUGUCUAUUCUGGAGAUUCAAAGGAACUGUCUGAAGAAGAACGUGAAGGUGUUGAGAAAGUUCUCAGAUCAACAAAGUUCCAGACUAUGGCAGAGAAGGUGUUUGAAAACACGAUUUUCAACCUCUUGCUUGAGGCGGAUGCUGGAGAGUUUGACGUGACAGUUUGUAGAUAA